Molecule: messenger RNA, 3766 nt
Organism: Triticum urartu
Lineage: Eukaryota; Viridiplantae; Streptophyta; Magnoliopsida; Poales; Poaceae
Molecular function (GO): DNA binding
Source: RefSeq, a predicted model, not a curated record
AUUUGGUGGAGGGGAGCUGGGAGUUGACGGCUGGGGAGAGUUGCCGAAGAAGCCCUCAACUGCCUAAUCCCCCGCCCGUCUCCUCGAAGAACGGCACGCUCGGAUCAGGGCACCUCCGCCGCCCCGGCAGCCUGCCGCGUCCUCCCGCCCGAGCGCGCCGCCGCCGUGUCGCGACGGUGCUAAUGGCUUCAGAGGUUCUCCCCGUGGUGGACCUCCGCGUGCUCGCGCAGUCUGACCUGGACGCCCUCGCCGCCGCGUCCCUCCACGCAGUCGCUCCGCGGAGCUGCCCCGACGCCGACCCGCUCCCGCCUCUCAAGAUCGACCGUGCUGUGUUUAACGAGAGCGCGGGGUCCCGUAAGCAGACUUUCUCCCGACUCCGCUUCGCGGCAGCCGCCUCCUCCUCCCUCCCCACCUCCCCUUCCUCCAUCACGCCGUCAGCAGGCAACAACCCCGAGAACCACCUCGUCGCCUACCAUCUCCGCCGUCUCUUCGCCCGUGAAAACCCCUCCUGCCCGCCCUCGACCCCGCCUCCACCCGAAACCCUAGCCCUAUCGUCUCCCGACCCCGACCGGGAGACUACAAACUCCAAGGGGGUUUCCGUUGAUCUUGUGAGGCUCGCUGGGCUCGUCGACCCAUACGGCGUAGAGUUACGGAGGCAAACAGCCGGGCUUAUGUUGGAGGCGGAGCUAAUGGACUUCAUCAAUUGCCUCGAAGGACAGUGGGUGAGUCAGAGGCGGCGGAGGAAGUUUGUGGACGCAGCCUUCUUUGGGGAUCACCUCCCUACCGGGUGGAAGCUGCAGCUCGGGCUCAAGCGGAAGGGGCGCCAUGCCUGGGUGCAUUGCAUCCGUUACGUGAGCCCAAGGGGACAUCAGUUUCGUACUUGUAAAGAAGUUUCUGUGUAUCUUAUGUCACUUCUUGGGUAUCCGGCGGCCGUAACAGUUCCUAUUCAGUAUAACAGCACCAGACAACAUGCCUUGAGUGAUGACGAUGGUGAAGAUGAUGCUGUAGGGUUUCAACAUCAAAUUGGUUCAAGUGUGGAUAACCUAAAUGUAUUGCCAGUUACUUCUGUCACCUUUUCCAGCCGUUCCUGCAAUUCAAAGGAUCCGGUAGAAGGAAAUACAAAUCCAGCAAAUACUUAUAAGUGCCAGAAUUGCAAUUUAACUUUGCACAAUCAAAGUGCCUAUGUGCAGCACCAGCUGUUAUUUCAUGAAAAGAAAGCUAAGAGGCGCAGAAAGAGUAGCAAAUUUGGUGAACCAAAAGUUGGUAAAGAUGGGAAAUUUGAAUGCCCUGUAUGUCACAAGACCUUUCAGGAGCAAUCACGGUACUUUGGCCAUGUUGGAGCCCAUGCAAGGCAUGAGGGGCUUACUCCUGAAGCUUUCUUUGAUAAGAUCUCAUCAGGACAGGCAGUUAACAACUUCUUGGGAGAGUUACAAUUUACCCCUCAGGAGCUUACUGAACCAACUGAACAAAAGGGCAAGACUGCAGGCGAAGCAUGUUCUCAGCAUCAGAGUUAUUCAAAAGGACAAGGGGGUGAUAACUCAAAAGUUAUAGAUCUUUUUAACACAAAUUGUUCCGGUAGUUUCAAUAGGCGUGGUGAAGCUUGGUGUAGACAGGUAGAGGUUCCUCCUGUUACAGAUGCUCAAAGUGCAUGCAGAUACAGAAAUGAUAUGAUGGAUUAUGCCAAUGUAACUGUUCCAAAACCAAAAGUAGCUCCUGAAUCCAAUGAUGAACCAAAUGGCAGGCUUAACGGCUUUGCUGAAGUUGAUGAUUUUAGUGAUCACACGGGAAGUGGCCAUGACUUCAGACCUUCUAGCUUCUCAAGUGCUAAACAUUACGAGGACCAGAUUGUUGAUCGUGGCUUUCCUGUUUCAAAGCGUGGCGAGGUCAAUAAUACUGUGAAAGCAAGAGACGUCAACCUUAAUUCAUGCCUGGACACAAUAUCUUUCCCGAUUGCUAGUGCAAACAAUCAAACUUCUACUGCUGUUGAUGAGGCUAAUCAAUCAUCCAUUGCUGGAAAAUGCUUCAUUGGCAGUUUUAAUAAUAAUGGUGGUGCAUCUACUACAUCAUCCUGUUCUGGCUCAAAUAAUAAAGUAUCUGGUUCCCUUGGUGGAUCUAACGGAUCCUCUAAUGCUGCCAGAUGCAUCGGUGGUAGUUAUGGUAAUGAUGCUGCAGCUAACAUUUUUGGCAACAAGAACAAUACCAUGGUGUACCAGUCUAGUUUGAACAUAUGCCCCAUCUCUCAUGUUGCAACUAAUGUGGAUUCUUCUGUUUCCCGUUCAACACAUGCAAAGAACAGUGACAAAGAGCGUGCAUACAAUACCAAGGAACAAAUGAAUACCACACAGAACAGAGCAAGUAAUGAAGCUGUUGAAGGCUAUAAUAAUGAUGUGUAUACUGGUAGUAUCACUGAAAGGAGUCUUGCCCAGUGUAGUAAUAACUUGAGUCACCCAAAACCCAACAUUCUGAGCCGCUGUGCACUACCGGACUCAAGCACUUUGACAGCCAGUAACUUAACCAAGGGAAUUGAUGUCAACUGCAUGAAUGGUUCUUUUGUUUAUAGAAAUGAUGCCAACGUGGAGGGUCCUUCUGUAAAUAGGCCCAUGAAUAAUAAUGAUUCAAUGGGUUCUGUGCAUGCCGUGUUGGGAAAGCCAAGUAACGAUAUGCAGAAUCAUUACAGUGGUAGUGCUCCUAAUUACACCCCGCUUGCUGCAGCAGCUAAUAUCAACGAUCUAAUACCUAUGCAGAGCAAUUUUGAUGGCAUGUCCACUUUGGUUCAUUCUGCUGGUGAUGUUCCAAGGAGCAGCACAACCCAGGAUCAGUGUGCGUUGCAACUUGGAUUUGGUGGCCAGAAGCAGCACGUAUUUCCUGGUUAUGGAUGGGCUGCAUUUGGAUCCCCUCAGCUUGUGGGCUUGGCCAGAAAUAAUAAUUUACCCACUAGAUCCUCACAGUUUGGGAGCAUGGUCAGACCUAAUUCUUCUCCUUCUGGAUCCUCUCAGUUAGGGAGUGUGGCAAGUUCUGAUUAUCUGCAAACUGGAUCAUCUCAGUUUGGGCGCAUGGCUGGACCUUCUAUACCUGCUGCCGAAUCCUCUCAGUUUAGGCACAUGGACGGACCUAAUUCUAAACAUUCUGCUGAAUCCUCUCAGUAUUGGCACAUGGCUGGAACCAAUUCUAGACCUCCUGCUGGAUCCUCUCAGUUUGGGAGCGUGGUCAGACCUAAUCCUGUACCUUCCACUGAACCCUCUCAGUUUGGGAGCUUGGCCAGGCAGAAUUCUGGGAGGACAUCCGAGCCAACUUUAGUGUUGGGGAAUGUACCACAGACGGGAAGUGGCCCUCCGGCCCAGUCAGGAUGGGAUCUCAAGGUACCAAGGAUGGUUAGUGGAGGGAGCAUGCUCGCAGCAGUAUGUACAUGGUGCAACAGCCAGUUCCACCAUUUUGGCCCCGUCGAUGGACAGCAGGUUGGUAAUUACGGCCUCAUCUGCCCAUCAUGCAAGGAUAAGGUGUCUGGUCAACGUAAUAUGCCCAACAAUGGCUUGUGGCAACCCUGAGGUCAUCUGAAUAGCGUUGGAGAUGUUUUUUUUCCCGCUGUAUCUGUUAAGGUUGAAAAUUACCUGCACCGAUCAGUUUGCAGAGUUGAGCGGGCUAUCUAGGAAUGAUGUUUGUAUUUGAUGUGCUCCAUCUUCUCUUAGGAAGUUUAUCGAUUUCAUGACACGAGUGUAGGCGUAUUUCGUUAGAACUGAAAUAAUAGUUUUAGAUUUUAUUUAUUACA